ACCGGAUAUCAUGGGUUUCCGCAAAUUUUUUGCCCUCUACGAAUAACGAACAAAAAACUAAAAAUUCUCUCCAUGCGUAAGAGCGACCUUUAUCUCUCUCUCACCGACGAUUCCCCAUGGCACCUUCUCUGAUGGCUCCUUCUCACUUUCUCUUCAUAUCAAAUUCAAAAAUUAUUUUUCUUUUGAUUUUCAGUAAUAUAAAUUAAACAGUUCAGUUUGCUCAAAUUGUGAUCAUAUCGAGAAUUGAAUAAGUACGUGCAAAAUUCCUGCAAAUACAAGUAAGAGGAACCCUAUGGAUGUGUUGAGAAGGUGAAAUUAUCAAAUUACUGGCCAUCAAUUAACUAAGGGGAAAAAUGACUGUGGAGAGGCUUGGGAAAAUUGUGGUUGUGGGAAUACAAUUCGAUGGCCAUACUAAAGAGUUAAUGGAUUGGGCUGUUAUGAAAGUAGCUGAUCCUGGAGAUUGCGUGAUUGCCAUUCACGUUUGUAGGAGUUCUGACUCCGUCCCGAGAGAGAAUGCUUUGUUGGAUGAUUAUUUGGAAGACUAUAAAGGGAUGUGUAACCAAAGGCAGGUUGCUCUCAGUUCGGAGGUCUUGAAAGGAAAUUCUAUCAGAAAAGUUCUGGUGAGAGAAGCAAAGAACCAUUCUGCAUCGGUUGUUAUAGUGGGGAUAACUAAGUUUAGUUCUUUCGGGGGUUGGUCUUCAAUUGCUAAAUAUUGUUCAAGGCGACUUCCUUCGACGACUGAAGUCAUGGCAAUUCACAAUGAGAAGGUUGUGUUCAGGAGGAGUUCCAAAAAUCAACCUGAAGGUCCUCAAAAAGAUCCGAAGCCGAGUUUUUAUUUAACUGGAAUCCCCACUUUCAAAGAUACUCAAUCUGAAUUUGGUGUAUCUGAGAUAUCAGAGAUGGGAAGGCUAAGUUAUGAUGGGAUUCUGACCUCCAAAGAUGAAGUUUUUAGCCCUGUUGGAAGACACAAAAAAGGUUCUCUGAGUUCGAUUUCUCUUCCUGCAGAGGAUUUUACACAGCAGAGGCCGGGUUGGCCCCUGCUCCAAACAUCUAGUUCUAUAACUCAACCAAGUCUUGAAGCAAGAAAAAUGUCGGUUGUGAGAUGGGUAAUGAGCUUACCAAGUCGAUCUUCGCUAGAAGUUUCUGAAUUAAAGUCCAUUCUGGGUAACACGGGGGAUGUUUUGGGAGGAGAAUACAGAAACUGUACACCCUAUGGUACAGUAGACAAAAUAUCUAGUCUCAAAGGGCUGCCCCAAGAGUUGGAGCUGAUACUCGAAACGAAUCCACAUACCUGCAAAUGGUUCAUCUAUGAUGUGCUCAGAAUGUCAGCUUCUCAGUUCUCUACAGCCAAUCUUAUUGGACAAGGAGGGUGUAACUCUGUAUACAAGGGGCUUCUUCCUGAUGGCAAACGAGUGGCAAUUAAAAUUUUGAGGUCAACAAAGGAAGCAUGGAAGGAUUUUAUACUGGAAGUCGAUAUAAUGACCACAUUGAAGCACAAAAGAAUUGCUCAUUUGCUUGGGAUUUGUGUAGAACAUACUAAUUUAAUCUCUGUUUAUGACUUUUUGUCUAAAGGAAAUUUAGAAGAGAACUUGCACUGUAACAGAAAGGAAAAGUCUGUUUUGCAAUGGGAAGUAAGAUUCAAAGUAGCUGUUGGGAUUGCUGAAGCACUAAAUUACCUACACAAUGAAUGUCCAAGGCCUGUAAUCCAUAGAGAUGUCAAAUCCUCAAAUAUUCUUCUCACCGAUGAUUUAGAACCACAGUUGUGUGACUUUGGAUUGGCAAUAUGGGGCCCUACAUCAGCCUCUUUCCUGAGUGACAGAGAUGUAGUAGGAACCUUUGGCUAUCUUGCUCCUGAGUAUUUUAUGUAUGGGAAAGUCAGUGACAAGAUUGAUGUGUAUGCUUUCGGUGUAGUUCUACUAGAAUUGCUAUCGGGAAGAAAACCAAUUGGUUUGGAGACUCCAAAAGGUCAAGAAAGCUUAGUCAUGUGGGCAAAAACUAGACUAGAAACUGGAGAUCUAAAAAGCAUUUUGGAUCCAAAUUUGGAAGUUGAUAUUAAUGUGGAUCAAAUGCAAAGAAUGGCUCUAGCAGCUACCCUCUGUCUAAAACAAGCUGCCCGUCUUCGUCCCAAAAUUUCCCAGGUACGUAGUUCAUUAUUCCAAAUUAGACCUUUAUGCCUUGUUAUAAUCUGCACCAAACCUGAAACCAUUUUGUUGAAAGCGGAACAGCUCUAAUAUCAUUUUGUUGAGAAUCCAGCUAAAUAAUUAAAGAAUGAGAAAAUAUGGGUAAUACGAAAAUAAAUGAUUACAAGGAAAACAAAAUUUACGUAAAAACCCAAAUCCUCGAAAACCACGGGCAAAGGCGGAGAAUUCACUAUAAUCAACAGUAAGAAGUUAUAAAUGAUCUCUUUGGACUAAUAACUAAUUGAAUUAUUGGUCAAUUUCAAUGUGUGUUGUAUACCACAUAUUUUUAACCAAAGAAUUCCUAACAUACUAGAAUAAUUAAUACAUAAAGAGUAAUAUAAGGUGAAAUCUCAAUACAAUGAGUAAAAUCAAUAAUGGGGAAUUUGUAAUGAAAUAAGAGUCAAAUUUACCUUGGACUACUUCAAGAUAUCUUCAAGCUUACUACCAACUUUCAAUACUCUUCAAAUAGUAUUUCCAAUCAAAUCCUCAAUAAAAAUUCAGGUCAUAACCCAAUUCUAACAUUGACAUGAUUUCCACUAAAAGAAAUAAAACUUAACUCUUCAAUAAACUCCAAAAAUAAUUCUUGAAGUAGAAACACUCCAAACAAAUUACUCCACGUCUUCUACCAUGCCCCUUCUAGAUAUACCAUGCCCCUCGUCGGGCAUACUUAGCAAUUGUGAACUAAAUUCAAGUCCUGCUUACUAGCAAAAUUACCUUGCGCGCCAACCUUGCUUGAAUCAUUCGUUCACUUCCAACUCCAACCAAGCCACCAAAACUGCUCGAAUCAUCACGAGCACUUCCAACUCCACCUAAAUUGUCAAACUUGGUCAAAUCACCACAAGCAACAUGAUCUAUCACAACUAGCUCCACCUGAGCUACUGGAAGAUUUUUCAAUAUUAUUGUUCGAAUCACCACGAACAAAAUGAUCACAACUGACUCCACCUGAGUCACCGCUUAUAAAAUCAUAAGUUGCAAUUGCAUUCAUAGGGACUGUCGAACCAUCCAAAAUAUAUAACCGAUCUUUAUAUUGCUUCUCCUCUAGCAUCCAAAUAAAAAAACAAAAGCGGUAUUCUAAUUUCAUACUUGACAUACGUGAAACAAUUGACCUUGCUUCAACCUCUCUUUAAUAUCCAUUUUGGACCUUCCAAAUUGUUUCCUACAUCAUGAAUAGAAAUCUGAGGGGCCGUAUUUUCUGUAUUCAAGAAACAGAGAACUAACAUAACUCUGAGGGUGAACUACUUGAAAUGUUUUCAGUGUGCACAUUUCUAUUUUUUUUUUUUUUUAUUUCUUUCACUAUU
Olea europaea var. sylvestris is the source of this 3478-nucleotide messenger RNA. Its product is annotated as pto-interacting protein 1-like. Gene Ontology annotation, biological process: protein phosphorylation. Lineage: Eukaryota; Viridiplantae; Streptophyta; Magnoliopsida; Lamiales; Oleaceae. Gene Ontology annotation, molecular function: protein kinase activity; ATP binding. The record is from RefSeq and is a predicted model, not a curated record. Bases 354 to 2231 code for a protein of 625 amino acids. The transcript is spliced from 10 exons.